Culex quinquefasciatus (southern house mosquito) is the source of this 1095-nucleotide messenger RNA. It is a transcript of the gene TfIIFbeta, whose product is annotated as general transcription factor IIF subunit 2. Gene Ontology annotation, biological process: transcription initiation at RNA polymerase II promoter; transcription by RNA polymerase II. The transcript has a single exon. Gene Ontology annotation, cellular component: transcription factor TFIIF complex. The coding region runs from base 107 to 949 and encodes 280 amino acids. The record is from RefSeq and is a predicted model, not a curated record. Lineage: Eukaryota; Metazoa; Arthropoda; Insecta; Diptera; Culicidae.
UGCGGUGGCCUCCUUUUGUUUACAAACUGUUUGCUCCCGCACGCACAGCAAUUUGCAACAGUUUCGUCGUGAAUUUCCCGGUUUGUACGUGAUUCCGCUGCAGAAAAUGUCCAAAGAAAAUAGCGACACAGCUGCGGCCGCCGCCCGGGUUGACAAGGAGCUGGACCUGUCCAACGCAGGUCGCGGCGUUUGGCUCGUCAAGGUGCCCAAGUACAUCGCCAACAAGUGGGAAAAGGCGCCCGGGAACAUCGAGGUGGGCAAGCUGAAGAUCUCCAAACAGGUCGGCCAGAAGGCACAGGUUUCGCUGACGCUGUCCGAUGCCGUCAUCAACAUUGACCCCGCGGAGGAGAUUCCGCGCGACCACCGGUUGGACGUUUCCGUCGUGACCAAGCAGACGCUCGGGGUGUUUGCGCACAGCGUGCCCGCGUCCGGUGCCGGCAGUGCCGACCCGACCCCCGAAAGCGAAAAGCUCUUCAUGGAAGGACGGAUCGUGCAGAAGCUCGAGUGCCGACCGUACGCGGACAAUUGCUACAUGAAGAUGAAGCUGGAAUCGAUCCGGAAGGCGUCGCAACCGGCCCGGCAGCUCAAAUCGCUCGAGAAGAUCGUGCAGACGUUCAAGCCGGUGUCCGACCACAAGCACAACAUCGAGGAGAAGGAGCGCAAGAAGGCCGAAGGUAAAAAGUCUCGCGACGACAAGAACGCCGUCCUGGAUAUGCUGUUCAACGCGUUCGAGAAGCACCAGUACUACAACAUCAAGGACCUGGUCAAGAUCACGCGGCAGCCGAUCAGCUAUCUGAAGGAGAUUCUCAAAGAGGUCUGUGAUUACAACAUGAAGAACCCGCACAAAAACAUGUGGGAGCUGAAGAAGGAGUACCGGCACUACAAGGAGGACGACAAAAAGGACGAGGACGGCAAGGAGGGCGGAAUGUCCGACAGUGACAGUGACUGAAGUGGGACUUGUUUUAUAUUAUACUUUUGCAGGGGGGAAACUCAAGACAAACUUCAUUAAAGAAUUAAUAAAUAUGGAUCUUAUUGCUACUAUUUAUACGGUUCCGUUGUUUCAGAAUCAAGGUAAGAAAGGCAAAUACAAUUUUA